Ceraceosorus bombacis is the source of this 2495-nucleotide messenger RNA. Lineage: Eukaryota; Fungi; Basidiomycota; Exobasidiomycetes; Ceraceosorales; Ceraceosoraceae. The record is from the annotation of a GenBank genome assembly.
GGGCGAGCCUGAAAGCCUCGUCGACCGGUGUGCAGGCAGUAGGCGAGUGGGUCCAUCAUAUGAGCGUGACAGGCUCUCGCCAGCCUGGGAAGGCGGCGGCGGCGGCGGCGCUGGUGCGAGGUAAUCUCGGCCUGACCUUUCACGGCUAGCCUGAGAAUGGUGUCCAUCCCAGCUACUACUUGAUGCAGCGCCGCGGUCAGUAGGAAAGCCCACUUGUGAAGCGCUUCGCGCGGCAUUCCUAAAUGGCUCUCGAGAAGGCUGCGAACCGUACCUGACAUCGGAGUAGGCAACGUCACGGACGGGAGAGCGCGCCCGUGGGUCUCUGUGUGGACCGCUCGCUGGCCAUCGACUGGUUCCUGCAACAGGCUCGCGGCUCGUAGGACCCUCUGGUCUCACCGCUCUUGCAUGAUGGUAGAAAGGUGGGAAGGAAGCUCGCUCCGCGACGCUAUGCGACGCAACAUGUAGCGGCGGCGGCCUAGCGAUGGUCGGCCUGCGAAGUUCUGAGUUCGACCAAUCCUGCAACGCAGCGUCGGGUCUAGGGGAAACGUCGCUGGUCCAACUUGGACUUCGCAGCGCUGCGGACCGGCCACUGUACGUAGCCCCAGACGCGGAGUUGCCAACUGCGGGCCGCUGUUCAUGCUGCCAACCGCGGUGCUCGCCUGAGGGACUUGGCUGUACGGGUCUUGGGUGAGGAGUAGAAGAGUCCUGGGGACUUGUUGGACGCCUCGUCGACGACGUCCCGAGGCCCGUGGCCGCGCCUGCUAUCGAUGUGCCUUGACCCGAUCCCGAAAGUUCUGAUCUCAAAGUUGGCAGCCGUUCCCUGGAGGCAGGUGGCGUUGACAUGAACGCACCGACGGCUGUUUGGGGCCCGCCCUCCAACGGGGCGUACAGCAGAUGGGAUGCCACUCGCUUGGCACAAGCACCGCUACCCAGUCUUGUCAAUUAGCGUUGGUGGUCGUGCCAGACGAAGAAACGGAGUCCGAGCAAUCGCUACAGCGGCGUCUUCGGCGUGCGAAGAUGGAGAUCAAUUUACGGCAGCGUCUCGGCGUGCUGAGUUGAGCGAGGAGCGACGUGGUUGCCAGGAACGACGAGGCCGCGGUAUCAAGGUGUCGACAAAGCAGACGAUCACCCUGCUCAGCGCCGCGAGACGGAUGUUGCGGUGGGCGGUCUAGCCAGCAGGGGCGGAUUGGGGGUAGUCUGCCAUAAAGAUGCCCGGAUUUGGAGGCGAUGCAAAUUUCGCGAGGUAGGACCUCUGGUUUUCAGGGUGCGUCUGAUUCGAGAUCAGGGAGCGUGUUGAUAGUUGCAGGUAGUUUCGGAAGAUUGGAUCUAGCGGACUGCUAGCGAUCGAUGGUAGCUGACAGUCUGCGCUGAGUGCAACUCGAUGUGUCGAGAACUGAUGAGGUAGUGGUGUGCUGACAGGCGCCUCAGUAGACGAUUAGCAGGUGAGGAGACUCGUAGAGAGCACACAGGCACGGGGACGAUGUUGUCAGGCGGCGCUAGAGGGUAAUAAAUGAGGGUAUGGGGGCACGACGAUCCCUGUGAGAAGAGUGCCAAGUGAUGGAAGGAAAGUCGGAUCAAUGCUCGAUUGAUUGUCGUCCUCAGAAGCAGAGUGCGCGCACACAAAAGGAAGUUGUAGAUUGCAACAAUGUCUAUCGUCGGCACGUCGGCGAAGGCAUCGUUUGGCGAACACCUUUGUCCUGCUCUGGUGAGAGUGUCCGCAGGCUUGCGUGCCUGUCGAGCAUCAGCGAGGGCGGAAUGGUGCCACGCGGAGAAAGCAACAAGUGAGACCUGGUCAAUGGCUGAGCAGUCUUGCAUGAUUGAAUACCGGCAAGUGUGAAUGGCAAGUGGUAGCCAAAGGCAGGCAGAGAGCAAGCAUGGCCUCAAGCAACCAUCCAAGAGCAAUCUCGGUCCCGCACUUUUCCAAUCAAUCAAGCUCGGCAUACGGCAGAGUGAGGCGCUCAAAGAGUUUCACCUCCAGCUUGGCCCCCUUGGCUUAGCCUUGGCUCUGCUUCUGACGUUCUACACUUGCGCGAUACCUCUCUAUAAUGAAUGGCUAUACUUCUCCGGCCGACGCAGCGGUAAGGGUGUCGAUGUGCCGGUGGGCUGGGCCGGAGCGCGGCUCCGAAGUUGAUGAGACCCUGCUGCUGUCGCAAUGGCCCUGUUCGCUAUGUGGUAUGACAAAAAUAUUAAAGUGUGUGACCGUGGCGGGGCGGAAGCUGCUCGUAUGGGCGGGACACGUCGCAGAGCUAAAUUGACGUGUAGGUACGUGAUCUGAGACAGGAUAGUGUAUGUAGCGACAACAAAGCGCAGCUUGAUGACUUCUUGCUUGCAGCUCGAGGUGAGACACGGAGCGACCUGGGCUGCUACAGCCUGCUGGAGCACUCGAAGAUGCUUGCGGACGACAGACUCUAUGUCCUUCACUGAUCUUGUGCCCAGCUGGCAUCCAGAUUGUCUCGGGUACGCCCAAGAUCACGGUGCACUCCAGCUGCCGCGGA